Strongylus vulgaris is the source of this 264-nucleotide messenger RNA. Lineage: Eukaryota; Metazoa; Nematoda; Chromadorea; Rhabditida; Strongylidae. The record is from the annotation of a GenBank genome assembly.
AGCCUUACCCUUUUUCAUGAGGCUGUGGCUAAGCAAGGAAAGCAAGUGGACGUGCUGCAUCUGCAAGACUCGGAUCAUGUUGAGCAUUAUAAGAAGUAUCCAAAGGAGUACUGUGCUGUCAUUGAACGUUUUCUUUCGCAAUUGGAUCGAAAAAAAUCACACAUCUAGACAAUUAGAUAUUGUAAUGUUAUUGGAGAACUUUUGUUGGAUGCAAAUCUGUCUAACACUCGGUUAUACCAGUAACAAUAGGCAAAAUAAAUAAUU